AUGCCCCGCGACACAUACCAGCGUCUCCUCUUCGGCCCGUGGUGGAGCGGCUCCUCUUUGUCUUCCCGACGGCGCGUUUCUCUUCGUCCGAAGCAACAAUUUGUGCCUUGCUUCAAGCCACCGCGCUCCCGAGACCAAGGCUACCGUCAAAGCCCUGGGGGGCCCACGGCGGCUCGCCUCUGUCAUCCCAUCACGGCCUCAUCAUCUGAGACUCUUCGAACUAAUGUGCGAACAGAUGACCUAUUUCGGGAACGCGCAUGUUUAGGGCCCGUUGGCCACAAAAAUCUCUUCAGCGCGACCAAGCCCGUUAGGUCUCGACGCGACUAG
This is a messenger RNA of Colletotrichum truncatum, 327 nucleotides long. The record is from RefSeq and is a predicted model, not a curated record. NCBI's taxonomy places the organism in Eukaryota, Fungi, Ascomycota, Sordariomycetes, Glomerellales, Glomerellaceae.